Elephantulus edwardii (Cape elephant shrew) is the source of this 1857-nucleotide messenger RNA. It is a transcript of the gene ANKRD13D, whose product is annotated as ankyrin repeat domain 13 family, member D. The record is from RefSeq and is a predicted model, not a curated record. Gene Ontology annotation, cellular component: cytoplasm. The coding region runs from base 220 to 1770 and encodes 516 amino acids. Lineage: Eukaryota; Metazoa; Chordata; Mammalia; Macroscelidea; Macroscelididae. The transcript is spliced from 16 exons.
UGGGCGAACCGGCACCGCGAACUGGAGGCCGCGCUGCACAGUCGCCAGCAUGACAUUGAACAGGAGGACCCCCGGGGACGGACACCCCUUGAGCUAGCCGUGUCCCUGGGGAACCUGGAGUCGGUGAGAGUCCUUCUUCGACACAAUGCCAACGUGGGCAAAGAGAGCCUCCAGGGCUGGGCAGUCCUGCAGGAGGCAGUCAGCACCGGUGACCCUGAGAUGGUACAGCUGGUCCUCCAGUACCGUGACUACCAGCGGGCCACACAGAGGCUGGCUGGCAUUCCAGAACUGCUCAACAAACUCCGCCAGGCCCCCGAUUUCUACGUGGAGAUGAAAUGGGAGUUUACAAGCUGGGUGCCCCUGGUAUCCAAGAUGUGCCCAAGUGAUGUGUACCGUGUGUGGAAGCGUGGGGAGAGCCUGAGGGUGGACACCAGCCUCCUGGGUUUCGAACACAUGACCUGGCAGCGUGGCCGGAGGAGCUUUAUCUUCAGGGGCCAAGAGGCGGGAGCCCUGGUGAUGGAGGUGGACCAUGACCGGCAGGUCGUCCACACAGAGACGCUGGGGCUCACUGUGCAUGAGCCCGAAGCGCUGCUGGCCGCCAUGCGGCCCAGUGAGGAGCAUGUGGCCAGCCGCCUCACCUCCCCAAUUGUCUCCACCCACCUGGACACUCGGAACGUGGCCUUUGAGAGGAACAAAUGUGGGAUCUGGGGCUGGCGAUCCGAGAAGAUGGAAACUGUUAGCGGCUACGAGGCCAAGGUGUACAGUGCCACCAACGUGGAGCUGGUGACACGCACCCGCACAGAGCAUCUGUCUGAUCAAGACAAGUCGAGGAGCAAAGGGGGCAAGACUCCGUUUCAGUCCUUCCUCGGAAUGGCCCAGCAGCAUUCCUACCACAAUGGGGCCCCUGUACAGCAGGCAUCCAGUGCCACCAACCCCACAGCCAUUUCUCCCGAUGAAUACUUUGACCCCAACUUCAGCCUGGAGUCUCGGAACAUUGGCCGCCCUAUCGAGAUGUCCAGCAAAGUACAGAGGUUCAAGGCGACCCUGUGGCUGAGUGAGGAGCACCCACUGUCCCUGGGGGACCAGGUGACCCCUAUCAUCGACCUGAUGGCCAUCAGCAAUGCCCACUUUGCCAAACUCCGAGACUUCAUCACCCUGUGCCUCCCUCCUGGCUUCCCCGUCAAGAUCGAAAUCCCCCUCUUCCACGUGCUCAACGCCCGCAUCACCUUCAGCAACCUGUGCGGCUGUGAUGAGCCCCUGAGCUCCGUGUGGGUGCCAGCCCCUGGCUCUGCGGCCUCAGGGAGCCCGUUUCCAUGUGAGGUGGACCCUGCCGUGUUCGAGGUGCCCGAGGGCUACAGUGUGCUGGGCGCAGAACGCAGUGAGCCCCUACGGGACGAGGAUGAUGACCUGCUGCAGUUUGCCAUCCAGCAGAGCCUUCUCCAGGCUGGCACUGAGGCAGAGCAGGUGACCGUCUGGGAGGCCCUGACCAGCGCCCGGCCUGGGACCCACCCGCCCCCCCAGCCCACGGUGUACGAGGAGCAGCUUCAGCUGGAGCGAGCCCUCCAGGAAAGCCUGCGGCUCUCCACGGAACCUGGGGGCCCAGGGUCCCCACACAGGACGCCUCCUUCCCCAGUACCUCCAAGCUUUGAGGAGCAGCUUCGCUUGGCCCUGGAGCUGUCUUCAAGGGAGCAGGAGGAGCGGGAACGGAGAGGACAGCAGGAGGAGGAAGACCUGCAGCGGAUUCUGCGACUGUCACUCACAGAGCACUGAGGCAGGCCCGGGGAGGGCUGCCACCCCUCUGCUUUUAUAAUUUAUUUAUUUAUAAACUGUGUGCUGCUGAGCUUGGGGUCUGGAGCC